CCUAUUUACUGACUCAAGUCAACUAUUUACCUAAUCAGGACAGUGGAAACUCCUGAACAUCGUCAGUAAGGCACACUUUAAGUUGACGCGACACAACAGCAUCAACAACAUCAUCCGUCUUGGGCUAUUUGAUAUCCUUUCGGCUCUAGACAACUCUUCGUCUUCAUUCUCUCAUUCAUGAUUCUCUCCUCGUGUCCUCGGACCUUCUAGCCCCGGACCUUUUCCUGAAAGUGGCUACCAACUAAUUAUUAGAACUAAUCUAAUACCGCCGUCGUCCAAGUCACGCGAGCUCGCAACCCCAUAGUUUCGUGUUCUCCUUCUCACCCUGAUUGCUACGUUGCAAGUUGUCGACUCUUGAUCUCUGGUGUAAUAGCAACAUUCAAAGCAUUGAGAUGGUCUAUUUCGGAGGCUUCUACGUCGUCUUGGUGGUCUUCAUCGCCGCCUCCGUCGUCCUGUCACGAUUGAUUAGUCGUAUGAACACGACGCCGCCGGAGAUCUUGCCAUUGUCGCCGAAUCGCGUGACGCGUAAAGAAAUCCUCGAGGCCUAUGAAAGGGUUAAGAAGAGCCCUAUCGAUGUCCGCAAGUUCAUUCCACCAGCGACGGGAAGGCGGUAUAUUAUAGUCGGCGGAAGUGGUCUUGUCGGUGGCUGGAUCGCGCAGCAUCUUCUUAUGCGCGGGGAAAAGCCGGCAGCCAUUCGAAUCGUUGAUGUUAAGCCCAACAUAAGACCUGAUGUCAAGGACCGCGUGGCUUUUAUCAAGACCGACAUUACUGAUGCUGCUGCUGUGAAGAGCGCUUUUAGCUCUCCUUGGCCGUCGGAUAUCGCGGGUCAGCCAUUGACCGUCUUCCACAGCGCCGCCAUCAUCAAUUCUUUCGAGCGUGCCGAGGACCUGAUGGGCCCUGUGUUCAAGGUCAAUGUGAAUGGAACAGCAAAUGUAAUAGAGGCUGCCAAGGAGGCCAAAGCCAGUAUCCUCAUUUCAACAUCAUCAAGCUCGAUUGCCCUCGUCAACGCCGAAUACUUUGCGGAGCCGUUCGCCAGGUGGCCCAAGAAUCUCAUUCAGGUUAUAGACAAUGCCGAUCCGCCCAAGCCAGUCUCCGAGAUGAAGCAUUAUGAGUAUUGUGGUAAUUAUGCCAAAUCCAAGCAUCUUGGCGAGACCUUGGUAUUACAAGCCGAUAACAAGUCUGGAGGCUUCAGGACAGGAUCCAUCAGACCCGGUCAUGCCAUUUAUGGGCAUGGCGUAGAAGAUAAUUCCAGCGUUACUUGGCAAUAUCUCAACCGUGCAGGAGCUCCAAGCUGGAUCACCAACUACGUCCAAAAUCUCGUCAACGCACAGAAUGUCUCGAUUGCACACUUGCUUUUCGAGUUCAAGCUCGUUGAUCCGUCACCAAAGAAAGAUCUAGGCGGUCGGGCAUACUGCGUGGUGGAUCCCAAGGGACCCAUUGUCUACGUCGACCUCUACCAGAUGCUCACAACGCUCUCAAAGACGCCAAUUAACUUUCCGUACGUCCCGGCGUUUCCAAUGCUCUGUGUCGCGCACCUUGUGGAGGUAUAUGCCACCAUCCAACGCCGAUAUGCGACGUUCCUACCUCCACUCAGUGGUGACAUCAAGAACUUACAGCCUGCGCUCUUCCAGAUGUGCACCAAGCACAUUGCGUUCAAUGACAAGGCCGCGAGAGAGGAUCUGGGGUACAAGGGUCCGAUCGCGUCGAUUGACGGUAUCGCAGAGGAUGUCUAUGUGUGGAACCGAAACUUCGAGGCAAAAAGUGCGGCGGAAAAGAAGCAGGCAACGCAGAACAUAGAGGAGGCCAAGCCGGUAGUCCCAGUCCCGUUGCCUACCGUCCGGUAGAUUGUGCGAUCGGUGCGCGCCGAUUGGGCCUUAUAGAUGCUAUUAUCAUAGACAUUCUCGAUAGAGUAUACAUUGCGGCAUGUUUGAUAUGCUCUACAACGAGCCCAUGUACACACCACUGCGUCGUGAUGCAGCAGCGGGCUGAGUAUUGUAAGAUUUGCGUAUUGCGCCGUGCUAGACUUAACAGGUUCAUCAGUCCUUACAAGUCGUAUAUUACUCCAACAAGUAAGUCCCAGCACACACCAGUUUCGUUCGCA
Molecule: messenger RNA, 2101 nt
Organism: Pseudovirgaria hyperparasitica
Lineage: Eukaryota; Fungi; Ascomycota; Dothideomycetes; Acrospermales; Acrospermaceae
Product: NAD(P)-binding protein
Exons: 3
Coding region: 393-1844 (483 amino acids)
Biological process (GO): ergosterol biosynthetic process
Cellular component (GO): endoplasmic reticulum
Molecular function (GO): 3-beta-hydroxysteroid dehydrogenase [NAD(P)+]/C4-decarboxylase activity; 3-beta-hydroxy-Delta5-steroid dehydrogenase (NAD+) activity
Source: RefSeq, a predicted model, not a curated record